GAAAAAGUAACUCGAAUGCCACGUCGAGGCCAUUUUGUUUUGAUAUUUUGUUUCCAACAACAAUCUUAGCAAUAAUUAUUUAUCUGUUCUGAAGAUGGGAGGAUCAGCUAGCACUGAAAUACCGGGUGGAGGAACUGAGGGUUACCACGUAUUAAGAGUGCAAGAUGGUUCCCCUGGGCAUAACGCUGGCCUUGAAGCUUUUUUUGACUUCAUUGUUGCCAUUGGCACCACUCGUUUAAAUCAAGAUAAUGAUACACUGAAGGAACUACUAAAAACAAACAUAGAAAAGCCUCUAAAAGUUACAGUUUAUAGCAGUAAAACACAGAAUGUUAGAGAAGUUAGUCUGAUACCAUCUCACAAUUGGGGAGGUCAAGGUCUUCUUGGUGUCAGCAUCAGGUUCUGCUCAUUUGAGGGUGCCAAUGAAAAUGUUUGGCACAUCCUGGAAGUCCAACCCAAUUCACCUGCUGACCUUGCUGGACUGCGCUCCGAUACAGACUUUGUGAUUGGUGCCGAUUCUGUUUUACAUGAGUCUGAAGAUUUGUUUACACUGAUUGAGUCACAUGAAGGCAAAGCUCUAAAGCUGUAUGUAUACAAUACUGAGACUGACUCAUGCAGGGAGGUAACAAUCACACCUAAUGGAUCAUGGGGAGGAAAAGGGAGUCUAGGGUGCAACAUAGGAUAUGGUUAUCUGCAUCGAAUCCCUAAACGACAGUUUCCAUCUACCAAGGUGCAGCCUCAUACAAAUGUAGUUACACCCACUGCUCCGCCACCAUCACCCCCUAAGGAUGGAUUUUCUGAGAUACCUUUGACUGGAUCGCCUAAUGCAGGAAGCAUCAACUCUGGAUUAGCUCACCUAUCUCUCAAUACAGGUUCACCCACAAUUCCUGUCAUUACAUCGCACCACAACACAUCAUUUACACAGACAAAUAGUCCAGGUAUGCCAGGCUUACCCCACCCAGUUAUCCCCAAUUUAUCUAACCUGCCAGGAUUGACAAAUCCCAUUUCUCUCUCUGGAAUUCCCCCAGUGUCAUUACCUCCCCUGAAUGCCAGUGGAGCUUCUGGUCCUCUGCCAGCCUUCCCUGCAGGUAUUCCUCCUUUCAAUGUCUCCUUGCCUGCCCCAACACCUCUUCCAAACUUCACCCUGCCCAGCAGUCUUCCUGGAUUCAACCCACCACCCGGCCUCCUGCCCCAGGUCCCCUUAACUACACCAGCAGCCCCUAAAGCCAUCGCAACCUCAGCUGACACCAACUCUGGAUUACAACAUUCUGCCUGUGAUGGGCACCAUCACCAUGGAGAUGAUGAUCACCAUCACCACGGAGAUGAUGGGCAUCACCACGGAGACAAUGGGCAUCACCACGGAGAUGAUGGGCAUCAUCACCAUCAUCACCCUGUUGUCCCUAAUGGAGUCCCUGAUCACCAGAGCCAUGUAUCAUCUUAGCCUGUACACUAGAUCUCUUACUAUUAUUUAUCACUUACUAAUUCAUCUGUCUUGUUGAUUUUGGAGUUAUUUUUAAAGAAAUAAUUUUUUUUUAUAUAUUGGUUUGAUUUUAUUUGCUUUUGAUGAUGUGGGUUCAAUAGCCCCUUAGCCUUUCCUGCAAGGGCGCUAAUUUCAAAUAAAAUUUAUGUUUUGUCCUGUGAACUCCACGGCAGAAAUAAUUAUCUAACUGACUUAUGAUGAAUUACCUAACAAAGAAUGAAAGGAGUUAGCUAUCUUGGUGGAAAUGGGUUGCCUGAUUGGACAUUUUAUGUACAUAUUGUACAUUGUUUUAUUUUAUCUGGCACAGAUUCUCUGAGAACUUUGUGAUUUAGACCAAAGCUUCCCCCAUCUUAACAAUAAUCCUUGUUGUCAGAAUGGAGUUGGAUUGUUAUAAUAAUUGUAUGCUUUAUGUUUUUAGAGAAUAAAAAUUCUAAUUUGGUUUUGACUAGAAAAAAUUGUCACAGCAAAUACAGGUGACAUGGCUUUUUAUUUUUUAUGCAUUAUAUUUCUAUAUUUUAAUGAAUGAAUGUAUUCAAUAUGAGUUCAUUGAUUUGUAGAUUAUGAAUUGAAAUUUGUAUCCUUUUUUUAAAUUAUUGAAACUGUGUGAUAGUAAAAAAGAUAAUGGUACAUGGUUAUAGUAGUUAGCAGCUUGCUUGGUAGGAAGAAAAUGGUUUAUUGUUUGUAUUUACUCAGGGUCAGAAAAAUGGUGGUUUCCAGUGCUAGUGCAGGGUCCUGCUAGGUUUGAUAGUUUAUCUAAGUACGGUCGCAUAUGUUAAUCUCGGAACCGAGGGUUAAGAUUUAAAUAGUUUAUCUAGGUAUGGUUGCACAUGUCAAUCUCCGGAACUGAGGUUUGAGAUUUAAAACCUAGUGGAUUGAAUGAGGAAACUGAUGGUGUAUUUUGACAUUGAUAUUAUGCCUUGCAACAAAUGAAAUGGAUUGUUUUAGGUCAGAGACUUAAUGAAUUCUGCUUUUAACAUUACAGUUAAUAUUAUAUCAAUAAUAAUGAUUCUUAUCUAAUUCAUAUUAUUGCUGUAGAAUAACACAAAUGUUGAAAUUUUUAAACAAAUGGACAAAAUUUUAAAAAAUAUAUUUAUUUAGAAGAAAUUGCUGAACGCUAGAUCUUUAUAGUUAAUUUCUUUGUCAAUUAAUUGUUUACAUUGUUACCUUAUUUCUAAUAAACUGCCAUUAAUUUUGUGUGUUUUGAACGGUAAAAUUUUACUCAGGCUGAAAGUGGCCAUACUGAAUUAAAACAUUUUCUUCUAUUUUUCACAUAGUAAGUCUUUGGAUGCCUCCCUAUGAUAAGUGUACACUGUGGAACACAAUAAGCUGAUGCUAGUGUGGCAUCAUUGUUUUAUGGAAACAGUGCAUUUUGAAAAUAUUAAAUCAUUAUAAACAAGUACAUAUCUGUUUUUUUUUUAGAAUUUGGUGUUGUAAUCACUCAAGCCUACACAAUCACUGCAAAAAUAACCUACUUUUUAAAGUUAUCAGUUUCAUCUGUUCUUUGGAAGAAGGGGUUUGACCCCUAGUAUUAGAAUCUUAUUUUAACCUUUUUUGACUUCAAUAUUUUAUCUUUUUUUUUUAACUUGAUUAAAAUAGUAGUUAUUUCAUUGCUUGUUUUUCUUUUUAAAGUGCAUAACUUCCUUUCCAUUUAAAAACUGAUCCAUAUUUGUAAGUUUUUUUAAUGGGUUGGAGUAGCGUGAUGUACUUGCUUUUCUUGCUGAACUUGAAACCUGUAUAAAAGGACCAACUUGUUACAUUUUAAAAUUUUUCAUAGACUUGAAAUAAAGUUUGUGUUUGUAAAAACGGAGCCUUCAUGCUUAUGUGAUGUCACCUGGCAAUAAUUUUGGUGUGAUAGUUUCAAUCAAGGUAAUUGUGAAACCAAUACGAAAUAAAAUUUGAUAAGUUAUGUU
Messenger RNA from Physella acuta, 3387 nucleotides. Its product is annotated as Golgi reassembly-stacking protein 2. NCBI's taxonomy places the organism in Eukaryota, Metazoa, Mollusca, Gastropoda, Physidae. Gene Ontology annotation, biological process: Golgi organization. Gene Ontology annotation, cellular component: Golgi apparatus. The record is from RefSeq and is a predicted model, not a curated record. Gene Ontology annotation, molecular function: protein binding.